Molecule: messenger RNA, 384 nt
Organism: Racocetra fulgida
Lineage: Eukaryota; Fungi; Glomeromycota; Glomeromycetes; Diversisporales; Gigasporaceae
Source: the annotation of a GenBank genome assembly
AUGAAAUUAUCUAUCUUCAUUUUGGUUGUAUUGACUUUCGCAUUAACCGUUAAUAGCUCGCCAAUUAUUGAAAGAAGGCGAUUCGGUCAGGAGCAUACUCCUGAAGCUGAAUCUGUUUAUAAUUGUAUGGACACACAAACCAAAGGUGUUGCAAUUGAACUUGAAAGAGCUGCUGGUGAUUUAAAGAAUACAACUGUAUUUUCUCUUUUAGCCAACGCUGAUGCAUGUGCUCAGCAAAAUGCCGCUGAUUCAUGCCUCGAUCUUGCUGAUAGAAUUGAAGCUGCACUUGAAUCUAGUAAAGAAGGUAAAGCUAGAAAAAAGGCUCUUUCAAAAGCCAACAAAAAAACCAAAGAAGAAAAAACCGAAAAAGUCGGAAGAGACUGA